UCUUCAUCUGCUAUUUGGUGUUACCCAAAAUGGUAUUCUUCUGGUGUUUUGGUGGAAGAAAGAAGGACGAUGCGAGGAAGAGGCUACCUGAAGAAGCAGAAAAUCUAGAGAAAUUACCGUCAUGGGAUGCCCCGGACAACACUCUCUUGAUGCAGGCCUUCGAGUGGUAUGUGCCAGACGACCAGGGUCAUUGGCGCCGCCUUCGAAAAGCCUUACCAGAUCUUAAGGAUAUCGGAGUCGACAACCUGUGGAUCCCCCCAGGGUGCAAGGCAAUGAGACCAUCGGACACCGGAUACGAGAUUUAUGACUUAUAUGAUCUUGGAGAAUUCGAGCAAAAGGGAUCCCGUGCUACGAAAUGGGGACCUCGGGAGGAACUGGAGUCCUUUUCAUCGUUUGCUGAGAAUCUCGGAAUUGGUGUCUACUGGGAUGCUGUUCUCAACCACAAGGCUGGCGCGGACUGCACGGAAAGAUUCCAGGCCGUCCAGGUGGAUCCUGAAGCACGAAAUAUCGAAAUCUCACCCCCGGAGGUGAUUGAGGGAUGGGUGGGUUUUGAUUUCCCCGGUCGCGGCAAUGUGUACAGCUCCAUGAAGUACGGCUGGCAUCAUUUCAGUGCCGUUGACUGGGACGAUUCCAGCAAGAAGAAUGCCAUUUACAAAAUCGUGGGUGAAAACAAAGGAUUCGCUCAGGACGUCAGCGAUGAGAACGGAAACUACGACUAUUUAAUGUUUGCUGACUUGGAUUAUUCAAACCCUGAGGUCAAAGAGGAUGUGCUCAGAUGGGGCGAGUGGAUCGUGUCUCAGCUCCGGGUCCGUGGAAUGAGACUGGAUGCAUGCAAGCAUUACUCGGCCGCUUUCCAGAAGGAGUUCAUUCGUCAUCUCAGGGCAACUUGUGGGCAAGAUUUCUUCUUUGUCGGGGAGUACUGGAAGGGGGAGGUCAAACCUCUCCUCAAAUACCUGGACAGGCUGGAUUACAGCUUAUCGUUAUUUGAUGUCCCCCUUGUGGGAAGCUUUUCGAAAAUCUCACGUACUGAAGGGGCGGACCUCAGAAGAGUCUUUGACGACACUUUAGUUCAGCUCAGACCGCAGAAUGCAGUGACGUUUGUAGCAAACCAUGAUACGCAACCGUCACAGAGUCUAGAAGUCCCAAUCGCGUCCUUCUUCAAACCCUUGGCAUAUUCAUUGAUCCUCCUCCGUAAAGACGGCCAGCCUUGCAUCUUUUACGGCGAUCUCUACGGAAUCAGGGGAGGAACCCCCAAACCGAUACCACCUUCUUGCAAUGGCAAACUGCCGCUUCUCACACGCGCGCGCAAAUUGUAUGCUUACGGAGAGCAGCGCGAUUACUUCGACCAGAGGAAUUGCAUCGGCUUCGUCCGAUAUGGAAAUCGGCGGCACCCAGAUGGUCUUGCUUGCAUCCUUAGCAAUGCUACGCAAGCUAAGAAAUGCAUGUAUGUCGGCAAAAGACAUGCCGGCGAAGAAUGGACGGAUAUUCUAGGAUGGUCCAGUGAGCGGGUCAUAAUUGACAAAGACGGUUUUGGUAUCUUCUUCGUUUCGGCGAUGAGCGUCAGUGUUUGGGUAAAUGCUGCAGCCGAAGGACGUAAUACCCUUGGACGCCAUUUCAGCGAGGAUAUAUACAAGUACUAGCUGGAAGCCCAUCCUUGUGAGGAGUGUCAGCUGUCUUGCGUAUGAGAGUCCUGUAUGGUUAAGAAGAUAGGUAGGUCCAAUAUUCGAGGGCCGCAGGGGAGUCUCCCACGGACAUUGCACAGGUUAUUCCCGGGAUUGGAGUCAGUGAUCAAGUCUCAUUCCCAACAUAUCUCCUACAUGGCAUCCCGCCUUUGGAUAAGCCAACGGCUCUGUCACCUGAGAAAUAGCGCCGAACGCAAGUUGGUACUGGCCCUACCGUUCUCUUCGUUUGACAAGGAGUGCGCCAAAUGCUCCUAUGCCCUGGAUCUAAGAGAUGUUCAUCGUUGCAUACAAUGAUAACAGAAACCAGGUACUGGAAGCGUUUGUCCAAAUUCAGAAUUGAAUUCAAGAUAUAUAUUAAUACAUGCAAUGAAUUUGGAAACAACCA
This is a messenger RNA of Monascus purpureus, 2067 nucleotides long. The record is from the annotation of a GenBank genome assembly. Lineage: Eukaryota; Fungi; Ascomycota; Eurotiomycetes; Eurotiales; Aspergillaceae.